UAUAUAUGUCAUUAGAAGUUUAAAAGAGAACCUUCUAAAAGCAAAGCUAAAAUAAAGAAUGGAGUGAAAUUUGCUCUCACAGUUCUCAAAACCUUUCCUCUUUUUCUACUUUUGCUUAACACCUAAGUCUUCUUUUUCUUCUUCUUCUUCUUUGCUCUGCUACUAAAUUUAACUACAUAUCUUCAACCAAAGCUUUCUUUGUCUCUCCAUGUGUUCAUCAAUGGCAGGCGAAGCAGACACAUAUGCCAAACCCCAAAAGCUAGCUUCAGACCCAAUGCAAGAAAACCAAAGUAAGUUCCACUCUAAUUUUCUCUACAAAGCCGCCAUAGUUACACUUUUCUUGAUCGUUCUACCACUUUUCCCAUCACAAGCUCCUGACUUCAUAAACCAGAAUUUAAUUACCAGAAGCUGGGAGCUUAUCCAUCUUCUCUUCGUUGGCAUAGCCAUCUCGUACGGUCUAUUCAGUCGCAAAAACGACGACGCAGAGAAGGAAAACGGCAACUCCAAAUUAGACAAUGCCCAGUCCUACGUCUCCCGACUUCUCCAGGUUUCGUCGGUCUUUGAUGACGAGCCAGAGAACCCAUCUGUGUCUGAUGAUAACAAGGUCCAGACAUGGAGUAGUCAGUACUACAGGAACGAACCACCGAUGGUUGUCGUAGCUAAAGAAAGCUCUGUUACCAACGAAAAUGGCGGAAACAGCAACGGGUCGAGAACAGGAGAAAGACCACUGCUUCUGCCUGUCCGGAGCUUGAGGUCUCGGAUUCCUGAGUCGGCCACGGAGGAUGGCGCAAUAGAAAACGCCGUCGUUUCGGGCUCUGGUGUUACUCGGCCGAACUCGAAGACCGCUUCGAAAAGGUUUUCGAGCAAUUCUAACAAGGAAUUCGGAGAGUUGGAUCAUGAUGAAUUAGAGGAAAAGUUGAAGGAAAGUGUUGUUCUUCCUUCGCCGAUUCCAUGGCGAUCGAGAUCGGGAAGGUUAGAGAUGAAAGAAGAGGUUAAUAGUAGCAGUCAUCAUGCUUCAAUGGGGGAACACGAAUUCAGUCGGGUCGAAUCUCGGGUUCCGAGGACUCAACCCUCUCGUUUGACCCGACCCAGUUCGUUUUCCUCUUCACCGUCGUUGUCUUCGCCGAACAAUUCAUCAGAGUCCCAACCGAAGAUUUCAGAGGACAGGGUCAAGAAGAAGACAUCAUACGACAAGUCGUAUCCUCCUCCACCACCACCCCCACCAUCGUUUUCUUACAAAUCAUCGUCGUUUAAACCAAGCUUUACUUUUUCAAACGACGGGACAAGAAGUCGUUUUGAUAGCUUAUCAAUGGGAAGAUCGGUUAGCACAGAUAGAGCUGAGGACAACGCAAGCCAGGAAUCCGAUCAAGAAGAGACAGAGAGCGAGGACGAGGAAAUUGGAGGUCGUUUUGGACCAAACGAUGUCGUUGAAAGCCCAAGACAGAGUCCUGAAAAGAAUGAAGAAACGACAUCGUCCAACGGUGUAGGAGAUGGAGGCCCUGAUGUGGAUAAGAAAGCUGACGAAUUCAUAGCCAAAUUUAGAGAGCAAAUUAGGCUUCAGAGAAUUGCAUCCAUUAAAAGAUCGAGUGCCCAGAUGAGUAAAAAGUUAUCAAGGUAAUUUAUCAAAAACAAAAUCAAAUUGAAGAUUACUUCCAACUAUUUUAAUAUUUAGUUUCUCUCUCUUGAUAGGCUUUAUUUAAAGAUAUAUGUAUAAUGUUUUAAAUGAAAUUUCAGGUUAUUAUGAUAGUUUUUGUUUUUAAAACAAGGAUCAUGGUAUACAAAGGAUUUUUAUUGUUUUGUUGUUAGCCACAAAAAUUACAAAAGUGGUAUUGUUCUUAGAAAAGAACUUGAUAUAUAACUUAUUGGUUUUUAUGAAAUUUCAGUAUGUAGGGUUGUCUUGUCUUUGUUUGAUUGUUUGAUAUGUAUAAUCGCUACAUCCACACAAAAAGUGCCUUUGUUUCUUUCAGAAGAAAGAGGGAGAAAAAAUAUUCAUGGCAAACUAUAGAAGUAAUUUCGAUUUUAUGGAAUAUUACUUCUUAGAAUGCCAAAA
Molecule: messenger RNA, 2050 nt
Organism: Humulus lupulus (European hop)
Lineage: Eukaryota; Viridiplantae; Streptophyta; Magnoliopsida; Rosales; Cannabaceae
Exons: 1
Coding region: 209-1618 (469 amino acids)
Source: RefSeq, a predicted model, not a curated record